AGCAGUGUGAGAGCCAUGCGCUCCUUCUGGGCAAAGUGACAAGACUUUCGUAUGGAUGUGUCGUUCUGUUCAAGGAUAUUCUCGGGAAUUUCAAUACCUGGAACAUCCAAGCUACAGUAUCUGCCCACCGCACACUUACGGAUAGGAACUUUCCUUUUUCUGUGCUCAUCAAGCCUCACAUAUGAUUCCCUCAUAAGAUAUUUCUAUCCGCUGGUUUUUGAGCGGCUUUCAACACAUCUCCUGCUAAUUGAGAAAUAUGCUGCAACCUCUAGACUUCUACAAGUGCAAAAACAAAGUUACUGCUGCCAGCUAUGAAUGAUCUAUUACACUAAAAGCUGCCGGAUAGCAAUACAAAUGGUCAACACUAAAGGAGCAGAGUGAACAAAAUCGCUUUACAAAUUGACUUGACCUUAGAGAACAAAAGCACAAGGAUAAACAGAUUUGCAACCAUACUUAAGUGGAUACUAUCAGGCGAAGAAAUUGCUUGGUAUACAUUGGGGUCCAGCAAUGCAUAGUUCAAUUUGCAUUGCUGGACCCCUUCACAUGAUCAGAAAUGGCUGAUAAGGAUCCUAUAUGAAAUCCAAUUUAACUCUGAACUUAAGCUAACAGGGGGAAAAAAUACUUAAAAGACUAAAUCUAAAUUCAAAGCAAUGUGUUCUGUCAUGGAUGACAACCUUGAGGAUUCAGUUGUUACAUGCUGGAAGACAAUCCUAUAUAAUGUCCUCAUUGGAGUGGUGUUGGUUCUCAUCAUAAUCAUUACAAUAUGUGGUAAUGUGGUGGUAUGCCUGGCGGUUGGAUUUGACAGGCGGCUCCGAAGCAUGACAAACUGUUUUAUUGUCUCUUUGGCUAUCACAGACCUUCUGUUGGGUAUUCUGGUGCUACCCUUUUCAGCCUUGAACUUGUUACAUGAAGAAUGGCCUUUCGGAUCUACAUUCUGCAAUAUUUAUACCAGCUUGGAUGUUAUGCUGUGCACAGCCUCUAUUCUAAAUCUUUUCAUGAUCAGCUUGGACCGCUACUAUGGAGUUACAGCUCCUCUGCGCUACUCCAUGCUUGUGACUCCUUGCCGUGUAGCCAUAGCUAUGGGGGUAAUAUGGGUUGUAUCUCUUAUGGUCUCCUUCCUUCCAAUCCAUCUUGGCUGGAAUACAAAAGAUAAAUCUAUCCAAAACCUCAGAGGAGAUGGAAACAAAGAAUGUAAGUUGGAGGUGAACAAGGAAUAUGUUUUAGUAGAUGGCUUGCUAACUUUUUAUCUUCCUUUAGUAAUAAUGUGUCUCAUGUAUUACAAAAUCUUCAAGAUUGCCAGAGAACAAGCCAAGCGAAUAAAUCAUGCCAAUUGCUGUAAUGCUGUGAGUCCUACACUACCCACUGUUCGAGAACACAAAGCUACUGUUACUUUGGCAGCUGUCAUGGGGGCCUUCAUCAUCUGUUGGUUUCCUUAUUUCACUGUAUUUACAUAUGAAGGAGUGAAUGACAUUGAAGUUGAUGAAACAGCCUUCUUAAUAGUCCUGUGGUUAGGUUAUGCCAACUCUGCCCUCAACCCAAUUUUGUAUGCUGCUCUGAAUAGGGACUUCCGUACAGCCUAUCAACGCCUCCUGCAUUGUCGACGUGUGGGUCCACUUAGCAAUGAAACCCCUCUUACUCUCCUUCACAUUCGACAUCCAGAAGAACGAAUGCUUCAAGAUAUGCAAAACCUGCAUGACCACAAGCCACAUGACCAGCAAGAAACAAAUGGAAAAGAAUGUAGUCCUUUUAUCAAAAAUGUUACAGAAAGCAAGACUUAUCCCAGAUGGUGUACCAUAUGUUUGGAUUACAUGACCUGCAGAGCACGGCUGUGGCUUCUUAAAUACCUCCCAAAACAAAUCAUAUGGACUUCGAUGUUAAAGGAAACUGAGGCUGAAGCUCCAAGCGAGGAGCACGUUCUGCAGUCCGUUACAUCAUUGCCAUCACUCCAUCCGAACACAGUAAUGAAGUAAAAAUCUUUGAUGUUUUCUUAUACAGGGCAAUGGAGACCUUACUGACCUAAAUCUAGGUCACAAAUUCUUUGAGGAUAAGCAAUCUCACAUUAGAAAUUGAAGGAUGGUUGUGUCAAUGAAAUGCAGACUCCUGAAAGAAAUAUUUAGAAAUAAAAUUCAUGGAAAAUAAAGAAAAUACAUACGUCUAUAUAAACUGCUUGGAGAGAUGAUUUGUACUGUGACAUACUAUUCAACACUGUGAAUGAAACUCAUCACCCGCCAUCUAUACGCUAAUAUAAAUGUCUUCAUUGUGAAGCCUCUACAGCGACUGUCAAUGACUUGGAUGUCAUAUUUCAGAAGUGUGGGUAUGAUACAAGCAGUCAGCACUUUGAAUUCUGGCCAAAGUUUCCAUUAUAAAUACAGUUCCAGUAUAUUUAUAUGUGUGACUUCUGGUUUUCCUAUUAAAUAUUUUACAUCUUACAACAUGACAUUCAUACAAUGGUUUGAAUUGUUCAGGUAACAUUAAAGGCUAUAGUUUCUCUCACACAUGAGCACUUUUACUAAAUUUGUAUUUGCAUUAAAACUUUCUAUAUAUAUUAGUCAUGUAUAGCAUACCAUAAACUGGCAUUGGCUCAGGAGGCAUUCUCUUAAACUAACAGAGUAGGGGAAAUUUAUCAAUCCCUGUGCUAGUUCAGAGUGGCAAAGUUGUACAAUUUUUUGUGUGCAGGCUCCGUUUUGUGGUCAUUUUUUUGUGCCAAGUGGGAGUUCAAACAACAUGCUACUCUAUGCUGGUGCAAGGAAUGAUACAUUUCCCCCUAAAUCUUGAAAAAAAAUAAUAAUAGCUACGUCCUCUCUUGUCAUAUUCUCACUUCCGAAGCAACUCCUGCCUUUGGUUUUGAAGGCCCUCAUGGACAAUGGAUUACAAAACACAGCAUGCAGAACAAAAAUCAAUUGCUUAACUUCAUACACUUUGAUGUGGAGUUUUACCGAAAUAUUAUAGAUUUCUUAGGAGUUUUAAAGGGGUACUCCACUGGAAAAAGUCUUAUUCCCUAUACAAAGGAUAGAGGAUAAAAUGUCUGAUCACUGGGGUUCCACCGCUGGGGACCCCUACAAUCUCCUGGCCAGCAAAAGCGGCAUCCGGAAGAUGGCAGCUUAUAGCUUUCAUGUUUGUGAUUUCACGCCAUGCCCCCUCCAUUCAUAUCCAUGAAAGGGGGCCUGACAGCUAGUAUGUAGCUGUCACGCCUCCUCCCAUAGACAUGAAUGGAGGGGGCGUGGCAUAUGUAGCCGCCAGUCAUCAGGCACGGAGCAGAGUUUUUUCAAUGCGCCAGAUCACUGGGAUGCCGCAGUGGAGAUUGCCGGGCUCCCCAGUGGCGGGACCCCCAUGAUUGGACAUCUUAUCCCCUAUUCUUUGGAUAGAGGAUAAGAUGUUUUCCGGUGGAGUACCUCUUUAAAUGUGGAUUAGUACCAUGGGUCUACUUUGCACCAUAGCAACCCAACGUGGUUUCUGUGUGGAACAUGGAUAGAACAUAAUCAGUAGGAGACAUAUAGCAUAAGCUGCUAAUUCUUAUUGAAAACAAUUACAUACGGUUUUUGGAGUUUAAUUCUUGUGGAUUUAGGCACAAAAUACAUGCAGAUUCUGCUUCGGAAUAGAGUGGUAGAGGAAGAAGGGAUGAUAUCUGGGGACAAACAGUACCGUGGGGAGGGAGGGGGAGGAUACAAGUGUCUAUGGAAAAGCUUACCUAAAGUGAACACCCUUCAUUUUUGAAAUUUGCUUUCUCCAAUGUGCUGUGGUACCCAAGACAAGGGAAAGCAUCUUUAGAUAAUACAUUCUACUAGUUCAUAUAAAAGGCACAAAGUUGUUCUUCAUAAAAUCAAGUACUGUACUAAUAUAGAUAAAUGUGCAUAUAACAAACCAUAAACAUUGGCUGCAGUAGAAAAAAAGUUUAAAUCUGUCAUCCACAUACUGUAUUAAGAGAAACAAUGUGGGCCGCAGAACUGACACCUACACAGAACGGGAAACUAAGCACAGAAAGUGGAACUGGCACGUGUGUUUCGACCACUUCUUCAAAUAUUUUCUGAAUGGUUGAAUGUAGAAAUAAAAAUCAAUUUUA
Molecule: messenger RNA, 4060 nt
Organism: Hyla sarda
Lineage: Eukaryota; Metazoa; Chordata; Amphibia; Anura; Hylidae
Gene: HRH2
Product: histamine receptor H2
Exons: 3
Coding region: 651-1970 (439 amino acids)
Biological process (GO): chemical synaptic transmission; G protein-coupled receptor signaling pathway, coupled to cyclic nucleotide second messenger; positive regulation of vasoconstriction
Cellular component (GO): dendrite; membrane
Molecular function (GO): histamine receptor activity; G protein-coupled serotonin receptor activity; neurotransmitter receptor activity
Source: RefSeq, a predicted model, not a curated record